AUGAAUCUUCGUUCAUUCGUUUCGUGCUUGCGCGAUACUAUUGGUAUUGCCGUCUUGAUUAGUGGACUUCUAUUUGGCUUGAUACACGAAUCAACAGCCUUACCAAUAGAAACCUCUGGAAAGGAUGGAGAAAUAAUUUUCUCUAGUAUUUGGACUGCGAAUAGCCCAAAAUUCUCUCGCACAUCGUUGGAGUCGGAAAAAGAGUUUCAUUAUCAAGCCAUUGAAGUUAAUGUUCCAGUCACGGGCACUUAUACGUUCACAAGUAAAAGUUUGACCAACGCUUAUGGUUAUAUCUACGACAAUAGUUUCGAUCCUGCGAAUACUAAUUUAAAUCUAAUUGCACAAGAUGAUGAUAGCAAUGGCAAAGGACAAUUCAAACUUACUGCUCUGCUCCAUCCGGAUCACCGAUAUAUUUUGGUUGCCACAACCAACACCCCGGAAGCCACUGGCAAAUUUUCGAUUAUGUCGUCCGGUCCCACUGCGGUCAAUGUACUCUACAAAGUCGACAAUAUUUCGACUAUAUAUUCGAGCGCAUUAUCGUUCAGUAGUCAAGUGUUUCAUCGGCCCGAUGGUGAUGACGAUGAGUUUUACUACUUUCAAGCUAUACAGAUUGGAGUGUCUGUGGAUGGUACUUACACAUUUACGAGCGGUAGCAAUGUUGACACUAUGGGCUACUUUUACAAUUCACCCUUUGAUCCAUCCAAUCCAACGGCGAACUUAAUCACUGAUGAUGAUGACAGUGGUGACGACCAGCAAUUUCAAAUAGACGUAUAUCUACGAGCUGGACAAGCUUAUGUACUUGUGGUUACAACACAAGAAGAAUUUAUGACAGGAAGUUUCUCUGUUUCUACCUUUGGUCCGGCUUCAGUCAGCAUUAUGUCCAUCAUUCCAUCAACAAGUCAACCAAUAGUAUUAUCGUCUACUCUGCCUACUGUGACAUCAUCUUAUUCGAGUGCACUGUCAGCUAGUAGUCAAGUAUUUCAUCGACCCGAUGGUGAUGACGAUGCGCCCUACUAUUUCGAAGCUAUACAGGUUGUCGUACCUACUUCUGGCACUUAUUUUUUCACAAGUAACAGUGUCAUUGACACCAUCGGCUACUUUUACAGUUCCCCUUUCGAUCCGUCCAAUCCAUUGAUGAAUUUGAUCAUGGAAGAUGAUGACAGCGGUGAUAUUCCGUUACAAUUCCGCAUCCGCGUUUAUCUCGAAUCUGGACGUACCUAUGUUCUCGCGGUUACAACACAUUGGGACUCGUCUACAGGAAGCUUCUCUGUAUCUGCCUUCGGUCCAGGCCCUCUCAAUCUUGUGUCCAUCACUCCAUCAACAAGUCAACCGAUAGCGACAUCAACUGCUGCGCCUACGGUAACAUCAUUGUACUCAGGCGAACUUGCGGGGACCAGUCAAGUAUUUUAUCGACCUGAAAGUCAAAAAGAUAAAUACUAUUACUUUCAAGCCUUACAAUUUACAGUUUCUACUGCUGGUAUUUAUAAAUUUACAAGCGUAAGCGAUAUGGAUACGGUGGGUUACUUUUACGAGUCAACUUUUGACCCGUCGAAUCCAUUGAUGAAUCUUGUCACGAAUGACGAUGACGGUGGUGACGACUUCCAAUUUCUCAUUGAGGUCUAUCUCCAAGCUGGGCAAACCUACAUUCUUGUAGUUACAACACAUUCGGGAUAUACUAAAGGAAGCUUCUCUGUUAAAGCUGUUGGACCCGUGUCCAUCAAUAUCGGUUCAAUCAUCGCAUCAACGAGUCGACCAAUAGUCAUACAAUCCACUACGCCUACUAUAAUAUCAACAUAUGGAAGUGCGUUAACAUUUACUAGUCCAGUCUAUGAUAGACCUGAAGGUAAUGUUGAUUAUUACUAUUAUUUUCAAGCGAUAAAAGUCACUACAUCCACUGCUGGCACUUACAUUUUCACAAGCAAAAGUGAUAUUGACGCCAGAGGUUAUUUUUAUAUCAAUUCUUUCGAUCCAUCUGAUCCAAUGGCAAAUUUGAUUACCGAGGAUGAUGAUAGCGAUUUCCAAUUCCAGUUUCGUAUCCAAGUUUAUCUUCGACCCGAAAUCACGUAUGUUCUCGUAAUGACUACUCAUAGAGAGCAUGCGAUCGGCAACUUUUCGAUCAAAUCAGUUGGUCCAGCAUUGGUUACUUUUAUGUCAAUCACUGCAUCUACAAGUCGACCGAUACUAACGCCAUCAACUGCAAUGCCUGUACCAUCGACUUAUGCCGGUGCAUUAACUCCGAACAGUCCAUUUUUCUUUCGGCCUCUAAAUCUUGUAAAUGAUUUCUUUUAUUUUCAAGCAUUGCAAGUUGCGGUAUCUACGCCUGGCAUUUACAUAUUCAGAAGCAAUAGCUCAAUGGACACACGAGGUUAUUUCUAUCAGAAGUCUUUCGAUCCAUCUGAUCCGACAGUAAAUUUGAUCGCGGAUAAUGAUGAUGGUGGUGGUAGCUUACAGUUUCGCAUUCAAGUUUAUUUGCAACCUGGAAAAGCUUACGUUCUUGUGGCCACAACACAUAGACAUCAAAUCACCGGAGAUUUCACAAUCUUAGGCGUCGGUCCAGCGUUUGCUAGUCUUACGCCGAUUGUACCGCCAACGAGUCGGCCUAUAACAACAGGUAAGUUCUUUCAUCAGUAG
Adineta ricciae is the source of this 2631-nucleotide messenger RNA. NCBI's taxonomy places the organism in Eukaryota, Metazoa, Rotifera, Eurotatoria, Adinetida, Adinetidae. The record is from the annotation of a GenBank genome assembly.